This is a messenger RNA of Sander lucioperca (pikeperch), 1889 nucleotides long. It is a transcript of the gene ccdc82, whose product is annotated as coiled-coil domain containing 82. The record is from RefSeq and is a predicted model, not a curated record. The coding region runs from base 361 to 1125 and encodes 254 amino acids. The transcript is spliced from 2 exons. NCBI's taxonomy places the organism in Eukaryota, Metazoa, Chordata, Actinopteri, Perciformes, Percidae.
GCUGCUCUACGCCGCGGGGGGAGCCCUAACAGCCUGUGCUGUAAUUCCUUACACCGAAGAAGUAGUGGCAGCCACAACAAUAACACACAGCUACACCGAGAAGAACAUCUACGAAAUGUCCCGUUUUUAGCUCGGAAAUCCUAUUUUAACACAUUUAGGCAGAACUUUUCCGCGAAUAGCCCAAAUCAAAUCUGCACGGGAGGUCAAGUCAGGCGCCAUGUUGUGUUAUUAAAAGGAAAUAACAUGCUGUCGUUGUUGUGACGCGCAACCAAUAGAAGCUAACUAGCUGCAUCGUUAGCUUGUUUACAACCAGCUCGGUUUUCUCUUUAAUGUCACUGGUCUCUGGUACCUCGCGCAAACAUGGAGAGCUUAUACAAGCGGAAAAUGUUCGCGUCGAUGCGGAAAACCAAGGUGGACGCAUCAAAGAAAAGAAAAGUAAUCGGCUUGCCAGCCUCCAUCCUAGACGACAGUGACGAAGGCUCCUUCACCUCGUCCUCCUCCGGGUCCCAAUCCGACUUCCAGAGCUCCGCGGAGGAGGACAGCGGGCAGGAAGACCGGGGCCGGAGCGAUUCCGGGGCGACUUCUAGCGACGACAGCCGCUCCGUGACCCGCAAAAAGCGCUCCUUCCUGGGAGGCGAUAACAGCUCCUCGUCUUCAAGUGCCGGGGAGGAGGACACAACAGAUGAUGAGAAGGGGGACAGGAGCCAGCCGAAGAGGAUGGUGCAGCCUAAAAAGCGGAGCAGGCUGCAGCGACAGGACGAGUCGGACUCGGACCACGCGGAGGAGAAGCGGCGAGAGAAGGCGGAGGAGAAGCGGAGAGAGGAGGCUGAGAAGGAGAAGAAGAGGCAGAGACACAACAAGCUGCUGGCGCUGUCCCGGAGGAUGAAGGCCCGGGUCCCGAGCCGGAGGAGGAGCCGCCUGAAGGAGGGUGCGGGCGAUGAGGAAGAGUCCAAAGACGGCGAGGACGAGGCUGGGGGUGAUGAAGACGGAGGCGGAGGAGAAAACGGCAACGAUAAACAGGCUGAAGAAAGUGAAGAGGGAGGCAGAGAGAAGGAGAAAGAAACUAAAGAGGAGAAAGAAGAUGAUGAAGAGGAGGAGGAGGAGGAGGAAGAAGAGGAGAAGUAAAUCCACUCCGUGAUGGAGAACAGAGGACUUUGAAUGUGACAAACUAAACACUUAAACCGUCUGAAACUGACUCAUAAUAACUUAGUCUGUACAGUUUUCCCUUCUCCUGCAGCUUUUCAAUUGGAAAACAAAAUCCCCCCCCGAGAGCUGGAGUUACGAGGUUUACGAGUCAUAUCUUGUUGCUAGAGAAACAGACACUGCCGUCAAGCAACAAAAGAGAUGUGCAGAUGAUUUGGAAAGACUUGUGGACCUGUUAUGACAUGUGUUUUGUGAAGGAGGCGGAGCCUGAAAGCGGCACACGGCUUUAGAGCGAUGCUGAGGAAAAGUGGCUGAUAGAUAUGUCACUCCUGGUUCAGUGAUCAUUUUAUGUCAUGUCAGUUUUAUUUAUACGUAUAUCCCAAAGUCACUUAUCCCAGAUAGAUAUGACACCCAUGUUUCACCGGCAGCUAUUGUGUAAAACCGCUGAUAAUUUGAAGGUGGUAUUAGCUGUUGGGGCUUUGCCAUAGCUACAUAUUAUCCCUGUACGGCUAGCACAGAGAGUGUAGCCUGUUGGACUAAGUGUUAAUGCAAAACCAUGACAAUUUUUAUUUGUGUUUUUUUUUUUUUUUUUUUUUUUUACAGUAACUAGCAGCAGUGUUAAAUGUGCAGCAUGUAAGCGAUUGUAUCAUUUAUGCUAGCUAGAUGCCAGUGCAUUAUGUAAAAUUAUGCAUGGUUUUUAUUUUAUUCUAAUAUGAUUGUUUUAAAAAGCAAUUCUGUUAAAGGUG